UUGUUAGCUUGAUUGUUAUGGAUGAGGAUGGCUAGAUCUGAACUCACUCUACUUUUCGCGAUCCUGACUCGAUCAUCAUCUUGGUUACUACACUGCUCUACUAACUCAACAAAAAUUUGGAGUUGUGCUUCUGCAUCUAAGCCUUGUAACUAAUCUAAUCCAAGCAUGGGAACGUCCUGUGGUUUGGUCAGGCUCAGUUGGGUGGAUUUCGCGAGUGAGCUAGACGUUGAUGGUGCUGAGGAUAAGGAAGUUGUGUUUAGCAAAGUUCUUAGCUGCUGGACUUCUUGUUUUAAUUUAAUUGCUCUACUGGGGUCGACAAUCUUGACCUCCUCGUCCUCAAUUUCCCCUGGAUUCAUUCCGAAAUUCAUGGUGGUGAUGAAGUGACAACUAGUAACACUGGGUAGGGAAUUGAUUUCUGUGUACCAUCAGACACAAGUGGACAUUCAGGUUUCCCACUGUCAGUAGUGUGGACAGCUCCGGAGCCUCUCAGAGAUGGCCCCUGCUCCCCCUGCUUCAGAGAGCAAGUCACCUGUGGCAGACUGUGAGGAGGAUGCUGCAGGUGAAUGGACACUGGUCAACCGAAAGAAGAAGCGGUGCUACAGCCCAAUCCCAGCCCGGACUGCCAACCCCGAGCCGGACCAGGGACACCUGAAGACUGCCAGCCCCGAGCCAGACCAGGGACAUCUGAAGACUGCCAGCUUCAAGCCAGACCAGGGACAUCUGAAGACUGCCAGCUCCAAGCUAGACCAGGGAGAUCUGAAGACUGCCAGCUCCGAGCCAGACCAGGGACAUCUGAAGACUGCCAGCCCCGAGCCAGACCAGGGACAUCUGAUGGCAGCCAUGCAGAUGCUGAUGGACCAGAUGUCUCGCCUGACACAGGAAGUGGAUGGCCUGAAGACACAGAUGCAACACCAUCACGAUGAACGGAGGUAGGGCCAAGGGUGCCUGAGCUGCGGGGUUAUGCCUCCCAC
Molecule: messenger RNA, 971 nt
Organism: Portunus trituberculatus (swimming crab)
Lineage: Eukaryota; Metazoa; Arthropoda; Malacostraca; Decapoda; Portunidae
Exons: 2
Coding region: 493-933 (146 amino acids)
Source: RefSeq, a predicted model, not a curated record